ACGUUACAGGUAUAAUGAGUAUAAUAUGCUGCUAUUGUUUUUUUAAUUAUUUCUCCGAAUAAUUAUCUAGCUUGUUUAUUAUAUAAAUUAAAGUUUAUUUUGUUCUUGCUAGUAUUUGUUACAUGAUACCAAAACCUGUAAGAUAUACCUACUCACCUGACCUAUUAUAGGUACUCUAUAGAGUGAACAAUAUAACAAUGAAACGAUUGACAGUAAUAAUACUUUCUUUUAUGCUGCAGGUUACACAUAUAUCAGUGUUCUAUAACAAUUUAAAGGGGCCACUGAUUGUACUCCACCGUGGAUGGCUCAAAGUAAUCCCUUUUACUCAAAGAUUUUAUUAAAGACACUGUACAGAUGUCCGUCAACUUUUGGAGACCAAAAUAAGAUAUACUGUUGUUACGACUCGGAUGGAGAUGUUGAAUGUUGCAAUUUUCAAGAGUAUUUCGCUUUUAGAUUUUUUUGUCUUAUUCCAAUUAUUUUAAUAGUGUUAAUCAUUCUAUCAGUUGUCGGCACUAUGUGUUGUUUUCUGUGCCCAUUUUGCACGAUUUAUAAGCGCAGACAAACUAGAAGUAAUUUAACAGGUUGUGCACCACCACCGUAUCGUCAGACAAGUACAAGAUUUCCUCAAAGACCCGUGGAUACCAUUUAUUCAAGUACAAAUGAUAAAUGAUGACAACCAAGGAUCAAGAUGCAUCUCAUAUUCUCAUUAUCUCAAUAUUAAUAAAAAUAAACAAACAAAAAUUAUAUUUUAAAAAGAGGAAAUAAUACAAUAUUUUUAUUAUAGCUCUAUAUAUUCUCUAAAUGUUGCUAUAACUAUGCCUUAGGGUUAUAUCUCUGUAUUUAAGGUCACUUACAACGCACAACAUAAAA
Molecule: messenger RNA, 870 nt
Organism: Myzus persicae (green peach aphid)
Lineage: Eukaryota; Metazoa; Arthropoda; Insecta; Hemiptera; Aphididae
Exons: 5
Coding region: 302-670 (122 amino acids)
Source: RefSeq, a predicted model, not a curated record